Molecule: messenger RNA, 2442 nt
Organism: Ictalurus punctatus (channel catfish)
Lineage: Eukaryota; Metazoa; Chordata; Actinopteri; Siluriformes; Ictaluridae
Gene: rrs1
Product: ribosome biogenesis regulator 1 homolog
Exons: 1
Coding region: 26-1072 (348 amino acids)
Biological process (GO): ribosomal large subunit export from nucleus; endonucleolytic cleavage in ITS1 to separate SSU-rRNA from 5.8S rRNA and LSU-rRNA from tricistronic rRNA transcript (SSU-rRNA, 5.8S rRNA, LSU-rRNA); ribosomal large subunit biogenesis
Cellular component (GO): nucleus; nucleolus; preribosome, large subunit precursor
Molecular function (GO): protein binding
Source: RefSeq, a predicted model, not a curated record
CGCACGUGGGAAUCUUGUAUUCAAGAUGGCGGCGUGCCGUAUAGAAGACGUGCUUGCUGAAGCCGAAAAAGACGAGGCAGAAAGGCUGAAAAAUAUCACGGUACAUAAAGAAUUAGACGUCGAGUUUGAUAUCGGAAACUUGCUGGCGUUCGACAAGAACUCGAUAAACACUCGGGAGUUUAAACAGCAAAAUAAAGACGAGUUUUUCCGCUCACUGGCCCGGGAUAACACUCAACUCCUCAUUAAUGAGAUCUGGAAACUUCCAAGCGAGAAAGUAGAGGAGGUGAUCGUGGUCAAGCUGCCGGAUCCAGUCACCAAGUUACCCCGAGAAAAACCCGCUCCCAAGCCGAGACCUCCGACCAAAUGGGAGCAGUUCGCCAAACUCAAAGGUAUCCAGAAGAAAAAGAAGACCAAUCUGGUGUGGGAUGAAGUGCACAAGGAGUGGAAAAGGCGUUGGGGCUAUAAACGAGCCAAAGAUGACACUAAGGAAUGGCUGAUAGAGGUGCCCGAAAACGCGGAUCCAAAUGAGGACCAGUUCGCCAAAAGGAACCAGGCCAAGAAAGAGCGAGUGGCCAAGAACGAGUUUAACCGCCUGAAGAACAUCGCCAGAGCGCAGAAGCUGGAAGUGCCCGGUGUGGGACUUGCUCCAAGUGCCCAGCAGUCCAAAGCAGAGCUGGUCAAAGCUGUGCAUGUGGCCAAAAGCUCCACAGCUUCAGUGGGGAAGUUCCAGGAGCGACUUCCUAAAGAGAAGCCCCAGAGAAACACAGGCAAGAAGAGACAGUUCCAGCCUCUGAUCGGUGACUUCGCUGGAGAGAAGCAGAAGCAACUCGAGAUGCUUAAGUUGAUGGAAAGCAAGAGUCCUCGCCUGGACAUCACCAAAGCGGUGAAUAAGCAGAUGAGGGAGGAAGACAGUGAAGCUUCAGAAAGGAGGAAGGGGAAGAAGGGACGGAGAGGGACUGCACCUGGAAAAGGGAGGCGAAAUGCUCUGAGUGGUAAAGGAAAGGGGAAAGGGAAAGGAGGACCUUCCAAAGGCAAAGGACGAAAACCUGCAAUGAGACAGGGCAAACGUUAAAAUAAACUUCUAAAGCUGUAGUGAAAUCUGGGACUUUCUAUUUUGAACCUCACACACACCUGAGCCUGUUAUGAGCAUGAGCAUUCCUUGUCACUAGGGUGCUAUCAUCAAGCAUACAUCUUUUAAUACCAUUAAUAUGUACAUUUUACUUGGAAAGGUGCAUCAGUGGUCCUUAAGGAUACAUUAUGUUCCCUUUUGGGUAUUUUUGUAAAGGUAAAACAUGCAUACUAAAGGUACAAAAGAUAUCCCUGUGAUGGAAAGUCUCAGUUUGAUGCCUUUUAUUUCUGAGCAUGUGCACACCGAUAUGAUGAUGAUGAUGAUGAUGUUGCAAUAACACUUGGGGAGAAUUUUGUGGGUGUUGUCUGCAAUUCUAAGAGAAUAACCAGUAAUAAUUUUUUUUUUUUGUUUUUUGAAUGGGGAAAAAAUGCCUUUGUUUGACCCUUUUGUUAGCAAAUCAUAGCAUUUGGAAAGAUUGUAAUGUAUAUCAAAUCAUGCGAACAACUUCAUAUAUAAUGAUUUAGUGGAUUUUUUUGUAUGUUUGUUUGUUUUUUGUUUUUUUUUUGCUCUGGUGUAGUUGAAGCUUGAACAAAAUAAUAAUAGUAAAAAAUUUGGACUGGAACCAAAAUAUUCCAAUCCUGUCCUGUAUAAUUUAGUGCCAAUUUAUUAUUGGCCAGACCUUUAACAGCAGCUGGAUUUUAAAACCGGAUGCAGGAACUUUUCUGCAUGGUUGAUCCUCUUCUUAAACGACUGUGCAUCACUGCCUGAAAAGUUGUUUAUUGAUUAAGAUUCUGGGAUAUUGGAUGUGCAUUAAUUCUCAUGACAUGACUCGAAGUGCCUCGUCAUGUAGGGAUGAGUGAUAUGGCAAAAAUAGUUACUUGAAGUUGCCAUCACAAUACUCGUAUAUGUCUUACAAUAUUUAACUAGCCACAAAGAUCUUUAGGUAAAGAUACAGAAAAAUUGUGAGAGUUGGUAACUAAUUAAAUAGGUGAAAUAUUUCUCUGCGAGUAAAAUGGUGUUUUAAAUGCGCUGACAUUCUCACACUCAGGAAAGGUUCGUUUUAAUAUUAACAUAUUACAACAUUGAUAUCUUCCAGCCCUAUUGACCAGGUGUUUAAAAUGAAAAUCUGAGAAGAUUUACUUGUUCUCUUUUUUUUUUUCUUUUUUACAGUGUUGUUGGAAAUCUCAAAUAUAUUUUUGUUUCUGUAAUUACUCGAGAUGCAUAUUAAACUGUUUUAUGUGUCAUACUUGUAAUUGUUAGCUGGCAUGAGAAAACCGGAGGACUGUUUGCUGUUGGUGCCUCAGAUUCUGCCAUGUCUGCCAACACUGAUUUUGCUUUUCACAAAUGUUUUUGAAUAAAUAUUAUCAUCAACA